Moneuplotes crassus is the source of this 1271-nucleotide messenger RNA. Lineage: Eukaryota; Ciliophora; Spirotrichea; Euplotida; Euplotidae. The record is from the annotation of a GenBank genome assembly.
GUAAGUAAGAAAUUAACAGAAAAUAGUUUCCAAUGGGUCUUCAUGGGGACCAACUAUAAUUAUUGUUUGAUGCAAGAGAAUCGUGAGAAGGAUUAUGAGUCCAUUACUCCUUUCUCUGAAUCACAUUCAGAAUUCUUAAAUAAACUUGAAAAUAUCUACACUGGACCUAAACACUGAAUUGGAACGUUUCAUGACAAAUUAUACAUCUGGGGUGAAACUAAUGUUGACUUCGAUCAAGAAGAUGAGAAUGGAGCAAAAUGGGAAGUAGUUCCUCUCCCUGAUUCUAAAGAUACAUCCACUUUCAACAAAUCUGCAUGUAAAGAAAUGCUUUUAGAUAUCCCACUUAGCAUUACAUUCCAUGAAAGAGUUAAGCAAGUUUCCAUAGGGUUUGACCACUCUUUGUUGGUACUUGAGAAUUCGAAUUUUGUAUACUCACAAGGAAUUGGAAAGCAAGGAGAGCUAGGCCUUGGAGAUCAAACUAAAGCUGGAGUCUUUAAAAGAAUCAGCACUGAAUUUUCACAGGGAGUUAGGUCUGUUAAAGCAGGAGUCAAAAGAUCAUUCCUAAUUACUCAAGAUUUUCAAGUUUAUGCCUGGGGAACUACUGAUUUUGCAAAGAAAAUUAACGUUCCUCAACAUUUUAAAGAACUUGAUGAGCAUCUUAUAACUGACAUUGUUCUUGGCUUCAAGCAUAAUUGGUACCUAAGCAGGAAUCCUGAAGGAGAAAUUAACUCUCUUCUUUGUUCUGGAGAUAACAAGAAGGGUCAGCUAGGAUUUGAUUCUUCCAGAAAAUCAACUUCUUUAUAGAAAUGAGAUCAGAGCUACUUAAGAAUUUAGAGAAAUUAGGAAUUCAGAAGGUUGAUAUCCAAUGCACUUGGAACAGCACUAUAAUAUUGGGAAUGUGGGGAGAAACCCAAGUUGUGCUCAUCACAGGGUCUACAAAAUACGGAGUUGUUGAUCCAGAAAAAGACUUACUUUUAUUAGACUCUGAUAAGGUUUGCAACAAAGAGGACUUUGAAGAGCUAAAGUAUUUUUACCUUAAAGAUCUGGGUGAAGAGCUAAAUAAUUCGGGAAUUACCAAAUUUUUGACUCUUAAUGAAUCUUUCUUUGUGGUUACAGAAAAGAAUGAGGUUUAUGGAUGGGGCUGGAACGAACAUGGAAAUCUUGGAGUCGGAACACUCGAAGAUGAAUCUACUCCUACCUUGAUCACCCCAAAUGUGAAGAAUAUUUAUGGAAAUGGUGCAUACACAAUAAUUAAUUAUCAUGAUGAUUAA